CGGUGCAACACUGACAGACAUAACUCUGGAGUUACGCAGACAGUUCAGCACUGACUGAGACUCAGAUAACUGGAGUUACGCAGACGGUGCAGCACUGACACUCUCAGACGAACUCUGUGCGGUUGCACACUCGGCAGUGCAACACUGGUGGGAAUACAACAGGGAGGGAGCGUUUGAGAGUAACAGCGGAGUCCAGUUCAGUAGUGACUGAAGCAGCACUGAGAGUCUGUCCAUCUAACUGCGGAGUCUCUCCGCCCGAAGUUGUCGCGCGCGCGCGCCGUCUCCCCGCUGACGCACGUGCUGGAGGGGCUCCUCGCGCCUUCGCUCGCUCUCGGUUCUCCUGGCAACAGCGCGUGUUGUCGGUCCGUUACCACGAAGUCUCUGUUCUCCAGGAAUUAUGGAAAUACUCAGCGUGCUGUACUGCGGAAAAUGUGUCUUGGUCCGAGUUACUGACAUCCUCAGUCAGCCUUGUGCAUCCAAAUGAAAAUCCUUCAACCAACGUUUUCAGUACCAUCAAUCAUGUGUUUGACGUGCACUUCACCUGUAAUUCUACUAGAAGUUCAGCCCUGAUUGAAGCAGCUGUCACCAAGGAAACAGAAGAGUCUAUGAACUGUGAGCCAUCAGCCAUGUGCUCUCCAGUGUUCUGUCACAUGUUGCAGAUGGGCUGCGUCAGGGCGUUCACAGAGGGUGAACCCUGCUGAGAGGCAGAGACAGCAACCGUGCCCCACUUUGCACCAAGCGAGACAGAUGGAAAAGAGAGCACUCCGGCCCCCCUCAGAAGACUCAAGGGAGUUGGAGGGCAGCUGGGGGUCCAGGGAGAGCCCUGUGGGAGAUGAGGACUUCUGCCUGGAGAUGGAUGAGAAUGGCAUCAUCGGGCUGGGAGAGGAGCUGCUCUGGGAGGAUGGGUCACCAGACCUUGAAGAAGAGCCCUGGUCUCAGGCUGGCAGGGACCUCCAGGAGGACCUGAGUGAACUACUGGGAUCAGAUUCCCUGUCUGCUUCUCCUGAGGAGCUCAGACACACUCUGUCACUUUGUGACCUAGAAGACAUGAGGAGUGGGAACAGUGUGGUAGAGCACUUAAUUGGUGAGGAAGAGGAGCAGAGCUGCGCCAUCUGUGGCGAGCAGGCUGAGUCGCCACCAGAGAGGGAUGGGCAGCUGGAAAUGUCAGAGGAGGAGCUAGACAGGGAGGGUGGACAUAGAGGAGGUAUAGGGGUGUGGCUUGACCUGACAACCCCUGGUGGAGAGGAGGAGACUAUGACCAAGGGUGGAGCAGCACUGGCAGUAGCACCCCUUGAGCAGUGGGAGGACAAGUCUGAGGAGGUCAAACCCCAGGAGAUCAGCCGCUCUGCGUGGCCUUCAAAUACAGUUGUCCAGCCAGUCUGUGUUGUGGAUGAAUACAACUUGCUCACCAGGGCCUCAGUGGAGAGCCAGGAGCCAAGAGUUUUGUACCCCCUGGCAUCAGACAGUAAGCCUGUAGAGGGGUUGAGAGGUGAGAGAGACCCCUCUUUAUUCCCUAUCCCAUUACCCAGGAAAGGGAAGCCAAGGCUACAUGAGAACAUGCAGCUGUCUCCCACUCCCAGAAUGAGUACAAAAGCUCAGAUGUCUCCUCCACGGUCACACCCAGGUCUUUGCUCACCUACACGGGAUAGCCAAGGUCACGUGAACCCUGCAGAAGCCCCCAAAAAGCCAUCCAAAGGAAGUCCUUGCUUGGAUGGCAGCAGGAGAGGGCAGCUGACUCACCGCCUGCCCGACUUUUCCCGAGUGGAGCCCAAGGUCCGAUUCCCCAAGGAGGUGUACAAGCCUCCGAGGAGCAAGAGGCCUGUCCAAGGGAGGGGCUCUGCCACGGAGAUGCCACUGGUCUUUAAGUCCCCUGCAGAUAUCGUGAGGGAGGUUCUACUGAGCGGACCUGACGGGCCUCCAGCCGGCCCGCCCUCCCUCACACGUUCCUGCCACCCCCUCCGUGCCGCUCUGCCACAGGAGUUCCGCUCACCCCAGCAGGCUCACGCCCUCGUUCACCAGCUGCAGGAGGACUACAACAGACUUCUCACCAAGUAUGCCGAGGCGGAAAACACUAUAGACCGACUGCGCCUGGAGGCCAAGGUGAACCUGUAUGCAGACCCCCCUAGACCAAGUAAUCCUGUCUGCUCUGGCACCAUCAGCACCGCCAGUUCAAAGGUCAUGAACCUCGCCUUUCCGCAAGCCCAGAAAGCAGAGUUCAGACCCACAGCUGAGCCUUUGCCUCCAGCUGCAUUCAGUCCAGAGCAGGCAGGAGCAGGCCAUGAAAUUCCUUCCUCUCAGACCACCCCUCCGUCGCGAAGUCUCAGCCUCCGAGAUGGUGGACAGCGGGGCCAUGUUCUCUCCAGGCAGGCUGAGCACUUCCAGUCACGACUUGAUUCCUUUGAAGACCUUCUGAGGAAAGGGAAGCUCAAACUCUCUGAGCUGAUCAAGAGUCUUUCAGACCUGGGCCAGGAGCAGGAGGCCCUUGAGAGAGGCUACUUGGAAGCACGAGAUGAGCAUCGCCUUCUGCAGCAACAAGGGAACGAGUCGGGGACCUUUGACCCAGACAGGGAGUUAGAGGGGCAGAUCUUCCGCUCAGGCAUGCGGCUGGAAGAACUGAGGGAGCGAGUGGGACAUGGGUCUCCUGAACACCCCCUCUCUACUGCCCUGUCGUCUCCACGGAAUGGUGGCGAUCCCACCCCACUACCUGAGAGUCCCGUGUCCCCUGUUGAGGGUGGCACCGUGAACCGAGAGGUGAGCUCUGUGAGUGGGGAAAGUGAGGUUGAGGUUGAACCUGAGGGGGAAGACUUGCCCAACACUUUUCUUUUGCCACUGCAACUCAAGCAAGAGCGCGUGGAGCGUGACUUCAACACCCUGCUGGACCAGCACCAGAUUUUCAAGGAGCUCCCACGGGUGCUGGACCUGGGUCAGGGGUCAGCGGUCACAGACUGCAGAGCAGCACAUGCAGUACUCCCUGGGACUAAUGGGUUAGAUGUAAAGCAUAAUUAUGCAAAGAGUGUUGAAAGAGACCAAAGUGGAAACCAGACACCGCUACAGGGAUCCAUGGCAGCGUUGCCAGAUGGGAAACCCGCACCCACACCCAGGAAGCAGCUGAAGACAAGUCUUGAGGAACCUGUCCCCAACUCCUCCAGGCCCUCAGGGGUUGCCAGAGUGAAACUACACAGCAGCAGCCUGACAAGCCUGGGGGAGAGCUCUUCCUCAGAGCACCAGGCUUUCAAGCUGCACCAUAAUCACGGGAGAGCGCCACUUGUGGAUGGAAUUGUAUCUCCGGAGACAGACAGUGGAUUCAUGGGCUCUGAAAGCAGUCAUUUAACCCCUGCAGUGCAUGCCCCCUUCCAUCAAACAGUGAGUUGGGUUCCCUUUCCCUUCUCCAGGCCUUCUGAUCCUUUGGCAGAAAAAGGAGCAAAAUCCCACCAAAGCCCUCCUGAGCCCCUCUCAGCCUCCGCCCCUACACCAACUCGGUCCCAGAGUGGCACCGUGGGCCUCAGUGAACAUCCACCAUUGUGGGAUCAAGCUGAAUCCCGCAGUGGGUUGGCUCUACCCAGCACUAGCUCUCCGCAGCACUGGGCACGCAGUGUGACCAGCGAGACUGCAACCUGCAGUGUGUCAGAAGGAGAAGAUGGCCGGGGCAUUGGUUUCCCAAGUGUGACCGGUGAGAAGCUGUUUCGGCAGAGGAGCCCCUCUCUUUCCUCAUCACGUACUUGCAUUGAUCCCUUUAGAUCUGGUGGGCGUGGCCAGCUGCCUGGGCAACGCAAGGCCAUUCAGUCUCUGCAAGCUGAGGUGGACCGGCUAAAGGAGAGCCUGGAGAGCAGCCUUCGACACACUGUCGCACCCACAAUCCACGCAGGAGUGCCGCACACUCGGAACACCUCGCUCCAUGCCAGGUCCACUCAGCAUCAUGGUGACAGUGGACAGAGAGAAGACGCUGAGCAGGAAGAAGAGGAAUUAGGGAUGAGGAGGGUUGAGCGGCCUGGUCCCGUCCUCCGAGGGAGAUCUACCUCUACCCCACGCAGGAGACCCGAGCACAGCACGUCCCCUGACAGCGAGUGUGCUCGUACCCCAACGUGCCGUGCAGCACAAGGAGUGAGAAGACAGGCUCGAACGUUUGUCACACACAGAGGAUAUAGUUCCAGACCAGAGCACAGUGUGACACUGCCUAGCGAGGAUAAUGAAACAAACUCACUGGAGAACAAGAGUCUACUGUGUCCAGAACCCUGGCACCAUCCUCCUGGAAAGCGGGUGCCAAGGAGUUCCACAGUGUCUCCAGAUGCCCAUCCCUGUUCACAACACUGUCCACUGUGCAAAGGGUCAGGGCAGGUGCACAGGGCCGAUGUGAAUGUGGAGCGGGACUCAAAGACUCAGAGAGUCACCCCCCACCAUGGCCAACCCAGGAAUACUUCUCGCAGUGGCUCAAGGGGGUGGUUUAUGAACACACCCCUGCCCCCAGCAGUCCUCAGCAGUGUACCAGUGGUUCAGUGUGUCCCUGUUUAUCCAUCAGUGCUGUAUUAUGCCAGCCCUGUGCUAAAGGCAACACCUUCGCAUGCACAACCUGUCUGCCUUCCACUGGGUGAGAGCAGAGAGGACACUAGGGUCAGAACUCAAGGGGGGAGUCGUUAUCCACGCAGGUCCCAUUCAGCAGAUGCGGCGCAGCUCAGCAGAUCCCUGAGCCAAGCCAUCGAGGUUGCCGCAAACAUGAAGAUCACCUCCCAAUGCAUGGUCCACUCGCUCACGUCUGGGCUUCGCCACCAAAGGGCGUUGACACACACUUCCUUGCACUGAAGAUCCCAACGGCAGGGGUCGCAACAUGACGAUCUGCCCCAGCGACAAAUGCUGCGUUGACUUUUCUUACUCAGGGCAUAGAGUUGCUUGAGUUUAUCUGGGCUCCUCUCAGAGGAAAUGUUUACAGAAAGGAAGCACAGCACAUAAGGUUAAUUCUUGAAACUGAAGGUACGAAUUCCCUGCCCCCCCCCUUUCUCUGCAAUCCCAUUUCUGAUAAAAUAGUGUUUUGUAACUUGUCACUCUGUCUGAGCAGCUAAGCACUAUAAAAGCAUUUAUUCCUCUAAUUCUGUAAUUGAAAGAGCAGAGUCUGUUGUCCUUCCGCCAAGGUGGUUAUCUGCUUGUGGAAAAGGAAAGCUGAGAACGUGCUUCCCUGAUUAAUUAGUUGCUGAUCAUUUAAUGAAUAAUUUCAAAGGUUAGAUCAUCCAUCUUCAUUUUAAAUGUGCUUUUUACCUAAGAAUUACUGUUCAAAACCUAAAGCUGCUUGAGACAUGAAUUUUUUUUUACAAUGGCUAAUGAAAGACCUAUCUUUGCAAUACAAGCGGUUCUGAAAAUGUGUGUACUUGAAAUUGUUAAAUUGGAUUCUUAUGUUUAUGUUAAUGAAGGUGUUUUAUGAAAGUACUAAUCUCGCAUACAUUUUGGUACUUAACAGUUCUGCGCGGUGAUAUUUGAGAGUGGCAGUGUGGAGUUAUACGUCAGGGAUGCAGGUUGGUUUUUCCCAGGAAUAUGUAAUUAACUGUGUGUGACUUGUACUGUGUUAAAGGUCCUGUUGUCCGUUAUGAUUUUAGUUUUUCACUUUACUGGAGAUGGACGAUGAGUCCUCAGCAGUGCUGACUCCUUUACCACCAAUACAGAUACCAGAAAUAGGUUUUACUUAUUUACUUACUGGUUAUUUGCAGGCACUUGUUGCGAGAUUAUAAAGGUGGGCUUUCCAACUCCUUGCACUGCUUGUAGUUAGUGUUCAUGUCAGGUGACCUUUAUUCUUCCUUAAAUCAUUCAGGGCUGAAAUAUGAAGGCACUUGGUGGCCCACCCAUUUUCCGAGAUUCAGAGAGGUCAGUCUGAGCGCUCAUCGGAUAAAGGGCCCCUCAGGACAGAUGAGUGCAGCUAUUUGCUUUCGCACUGCUAGGUAGGUAGAGAAUUUAGCCCUGAGUAUAUGUAUAUUCUAAAUAGCGUCCAAGUUUUAAUAAAAUUAACGUAACAUGGCUUAGAAAUCAUGUGACAGCAGCGGUAGAGGAAUCCAAGGACACAAGACCAAAUUUUGUCUUAACUUAUUGUAAUGUUAUCUUUUUUGUGUUUGUGUCCAAAUUUAAGCACACUUUCAAGUGUCACACAACCGUUUUUUUUUGUUUUUUAAAGUGUGUGUGUAUAUUUGCAUGCUGCAGGGCAGCACAGUAUACACACAUGCCACUUAUCUGUAGUUUUUAAAUCUGUGGAAUAUUUACCAUGUUAAAUUGUGACUCCAGCAGACUUUGACAGAAAAUAAGAUAUAUUUCUUUAACGUGAAUGAAGUAGUCUUACUGCUAGGUUGAUGUUUCAGCAGAGUGUAUUGUAGCAGUAACAUUCAGGAAAAGCAAUUGUUUUUACAAUAUUUGUAAAACUAGCAACUUUUUUUUUUUUUUUUUACUGAGUUCUUUAAGCAGGACAUUAAAUGUUAGAGGUUUUUGAGCUUUUGUAGUAUGAAUGAAUAUUUUGUACAGGAGAAAGCUUUUUU
Scleropages formosus (Asian bonytongue) is the source of this 6506-nucleotide messenger RNA. It is a transcript of the gene akna, whose product is annotated as AT-hook transcription factor. Lineage: Eukaryota; Metazoa; Chordata; Actinopteri; Osteoglossiformes; Osteoglossidae. Gene Ontology annotation, cellular component: centrosome. The record is from RefSeq and is a predicted model, not a curated record. The coding region runs from base 748 to 4797 and encodes 1349 amino acids. The transcript has 23 exons. Gene Ontology annotation, biological process: epithelial to mesenchymal transition; neuroblast delamination; neuroblast division in subventricular zone.